UUGUGUACUUGUACCAUCUUACUUCUCACUUCUUAAUAGACAAACAAUGUUUCUUAGAGCUAAAUCCCAAAAAUAUAAAAUCUCCCGCUUUUUCACCAUUGAAGCAACAAAACAAGCUUUCAAUAAUCAACAAGAAUGUUUUCCCAUUACUCAACAACUCUUAUUCCUCUUGAAAAAAUGCAUUACAAUCAAACAAGUACAACAAAUCCAUGCCCAAAUGUUAAUUUACUCUAUAGACAAAGCCAACUUUUUGCUUUCAAGAAUAAUAGACCUCAAGAAUUUCGACUAUGCUACUCUUCUUUUUUCACAUAUUCAUAGCCCCAAUGAGUAUGCAUUUAAUAUUAUGAUAAGAGGGUUAACUACAACAUGGCAAAAAUUUGAUCUUUCUUUAGAAUUUUAUCACAAAAUGAAGUCUUUAGGUUUGAAAACUGAUAAUUUUACCUACCCUUUUGUGUUUAUGUGUUGUGGGAAUCUUUUAGCUGUGAAGCUUGGUGGAUUAGCUCAUUGUGAGGUUGUGAAAAAUGGGUUGUUUGUGGAUUUUCAUGUUGGUCAUUCUUUGAUUACUAUGUAUUCACGUUUUGGGAAAAUGGGUUUUGCAAGGAAGGUGUUUGAUGAAAUUUCACUGAGAGAUUUGGUUUCGUGGAAUUCGAUGAUUUCGGGGUAUGCUCAAACGGGUUGUUCAAGAGAGGCAGUGGGAUUGUUUAUGGAAAUGAGGGAUGAGGGUUUUGAACCUGAUGAGAGGAGUCUUGUGAGUGUUCUUGUGGCAUGUGGGGAUUUGGGAGAUGUGAAUUUGGGAAAGUGGGUGGAGGAGUAUGUUGUGGGGAAGAGAAUGGAGAUGAAUUCUUUUAUUGGUUCAGCUCUGAUUAACAUGUAUGGAAAGUGUGGAGAUUUGGUUUCUGCUAGAAGGAUCUUUGAUGGCAUGAAGAAGAAAGAUGCCAUCACUUGGAAUGCAAUGAUUUCAGGGUACGCACAAAAUGGGUUGUCCGAUGAAACAAUCUCUUUGUUCAAUGCCAUGAAGGAGGCAGGAGUUAACCCAAAUAAUAUCACACUGGUAAGUGUUCUCUCUGCAUGUGCUUCAAUUGGAGCCCUGGAUGUCGGAAAAAGCAUCGAUGACUAUGCAUCAAGAAGAGGAAUAAAGUAUGACAUAUAUGUAGCUACGGCCUUAAUUGAUAUGUAUGCAAAAUCCGGCAAAUUGGAUGAUGCGUAUCAAAUAUUUGAAAGCAUGCCUAGAAAAAAUGAAGUCUCUUGGAAUGCAAUGAUUUCUGCUCUUGCCUUUCACGGAAGAGCACAAGAAGCAUUAUCGCUAUUUGAGCGCAUGUCACUCAAGAGUAGUGAUGCCCGACCAGAUGAUGUCACGUUUGUUGGAGUACUCUCAGCAUGUGUACAUGCAGGGUUGGUUGAUAAAGGGAAGUACAUCUUUGAUAUAAUGAACUCAUCAUUUGGAUUGGUUCCAAAAGUUGAGCAUUACUCUUGCAUGGUUGACCUUUUGUCUCGUGCUGGUCGUGUAUAUGAGGCAUGGGACUUCAUUGAGAAGAUGCCUCAAAAACCAGAUGAAAUUUUACUUGGUGCAUUGCUUGGUGCCUGUCAAAAGCUCAAAAAUAUUGAUGUCGGGGAACGAGUGAUGCAGCUACUCCUUGAGAUGGAACCGUCAAAUUCGGGUAAUUAUAUAAUAUCGUCCAAGAUAUAUGCAAACCUCCGAAGGUGGGAUGAUUCAGCUAGGAUGAGACAAUUAAUGAGACAAAAAGGUGUGACGAAAAUUCCAGGCUGUAGCUGGAUUGAGAUGGAUUCUCAACUUGUUGAAUUUCGUGCUGGUGAUUCGUCACAUCCAAUCAUAGAUGGGAUUCAACAAGCACUAGACUUGUUGUACGAGGAGAUGACCAUUGAAGGUUAUGUUCCAAAUGUGAAUCUUGUGUAGAAAGGUUGUUGCGAGAGAUAAACCAGCUUUGAUGAAACAGCUUCUUUUCUAUUAAAUAAACUUCGAUUUUCAAGCUUGGGUCACUCCUUUUAGAUCUCUUGACAUGUAGAUAACUUUGCAGCAUGGAUUGUUGGAUAGGCCACCCGAUACCUCUAUGACGUUGUUAGGGCUUGAACUGAAUGCAUGAUCAGUUUGUUGGAUUCAGUGAUCCGCAUACUUCCGUGUGAAGUCUGACUUGCCAGGAUCCUUUUGUGCUUGCUUUGACACCAAAUGAGAAACUAUAAAUACAGGAACCAGAAAUGGUAACUGGACAAAUCAAUUUCACAAAAUGAUCAAGCAAGAAGCAAUUCAAUCUCAGCCACACCGAGUGCAUAGUAAGAUCCCUCUCUCAAAGUAUACAUAUUUUGCUGGACAACACGGAAAUUUGCUGCUCCUUGACGCCUUGCUUGAUGUUCUUAUGUUGACUAAAGAGUGAAAGUUCAGGAAAUUGUAGCGAGUAGUCCCCUCCCCUUCCAACACCCCC
This is a messenger RNA of Solanum pennellii, 2438 nucleotides long. Its product is annotated as pentatricopeptide repeat-containing protein At2g34400. The coding region runs from base 47 to 1915 and encodes 622 amino acids. Gene Ontology annotation, molecular function: RNA binding; protein binding. Gene Ontology annotation, biological process: RNA modification. The transcript is spliced from 5 exons. Gene Ontology annotation, cellular component: intracellular membrane-bounded organelle. NCBI's taxonomy places the organism in Eukaryota, Viridiplantae, Streptophyta, Magnoliopsida, Solanales, Solanaceae. The record is from RefSeq and is a predicted model, not a curated record.